Molecule: messenger RNA, 873 nt
Organism: Beauveria bassiana ARSEF 2860
Lineage: Eukaryota; Fungi; Ascomycota; Sordariomycetes; Hypocreales; Cordycipitaceae
Product: enoyl-CoA hydratase/isomerase family protein
Exons: 6
Coding region: 1-873 (290 amino acids)
Biological process (GO): fatty acid beta-oxidation
Cellular component (GO): mitochondrion
Molecular function (GO): enoyl-CoA hydratase activity
Source: RefSeq, a predicted model, not a curated record
AUGGCUGAUUCUUCGAUAUCCGAUCUCGUGCUAUCGUCAACACCCGCUCCGGGUGUAAGACUGCUCCGCCUCAAUCGCCCGGAGAAGCGCAAUGCGCUAUCACAGUCUCUCAUUAGCUCCCUUCUCUCCGAGCUCCGUCUUGCUUCGGGCGAUACGAGCAUCUUUUCCAUCAUUCUAACUGGAAACGGACCAUUCUUCUGCGCCGGCGCGGAUCUCAACGACAUUGCUGCUCUCGACGAAGCGGGUGCUAGAGCAUCACGGUAUUUGCAAGACUUGUGCGCUGGUUUUGCAUCUGUCAAGAAGCCAAUCAUUGCAGCUGUAAACGGCCCGGCCCUAGGCGGCGGGUUCGAGAUCUCCCUGAUGCGCCGGUUUCACCGCGGCCAGAGCAUCGGCGGGCUGCUGGCUGCCCCGAAGACCUGUCUCACCAGGCCGUGGAAGAUUUCCGCUGAUCGGUUCCAGAGCGACCUUAUUAUUUCGGCACAGCCCGCGUAUUUUGUCCUUCCUGAGACAAAGAUUGGGCUCAUUCCCGGCGCCGGCGGCACCCAGCGUCUCACAGCAGCCAUUGGUAAAUACAGAGCCAUGCGCAGCAUCUUGCUCGCACAACCAAUGUCUGCCCAAGAGGCCAUGGCCGCCGGCCUCGUCACCGAUGUCGUCGGCCCGGACACUUUGAUCCAGCGAUGCGUCGAGAUUGCCUCCACCUUUACUGCAGAGAACCGGCAGACUAUUGCCUUUGCCAAGGAAGCCAUCUGCCGAGCGGACGACCUCUGCCGCGACGAUCGCUUUGAACGGGAUCUGUACUACACGGCAUUUGGCACCGAUGAGAAAAAAUGUGGCGUCGACAACUUUCUUGCAGCUCGUAAAAAGAAGGCAUGA